CAGGCGGCCUCGAGACUCGCUUUGACCGCGCGGCCCGGCUCUGCGGCGGCCGGGGGCUGGGCCUGGGCCCGGGCCCGCGCCGCGCUCGGCCGCGGGCAGCGCUCGGGGCGUUAGCCCUGUCCCGACCGAGUCGCGGCUGGUGAACGCCGUUCCGCUCCCGGAGCGCCCUCUGCGGCUUGCGGGGCGGGUGGCUGGUCGCCGGGGCGCCCGCGGGGCCGGGGUUGGUCUACGCGCUUCUCUCGCGCGCCCCAGGCACCAGGCGAGGCCCGAGGCUGAGAGGCCGUAAUGAAGGGCGGCCGCUCACUAGCGGGAGUUAGGACGAACCGUCUCUGUGAGCAGGCUUUGCUGCUCCGGGGGGUUGUGCCUGUCCUGAGGAAUCGGAUCCUGGCUACUGUUGUACACAAGGUAGCCAGCUAGAUGGGUCACGACUGAUCUGCUCUGCUCUGUCAGAUCAGUCCCUGUGUUCCUGUUGUUAAGAUGGAAAAUCAAAUUUCGUUCAAUUGAGUGACCAGUGCAGCCCUUAGAUUAGCUGAACCAUCGUUUUCCUAGCUCUUUGCAUUUCUCUGAGGAGCUCUUCUAUCUGAUUGUCAGCUACAUGCAUGAUUAAGCCUGGAAAUAACCAGAUGAUAUUCCAAGCAUAUUAAAUGUAACUUUGCUGUUUAAAUGGAAGGCUUGUUUCUGUCCCAUGUCUCACUCAUGCACAAGUUAGUUCUGUUGUUGAAUGCUUGUCAGCUGCUCUCUGUAGGAUCACGGGUCAGUCGAGCAAAGCCAUCCAAGCAUUAAUACAUUCAUUCUUUACUCUAGGAUUAGAAGAGCAACAAUCAACACUGGAGACCACAGAAAACCAUUCAGCUUUGUAUCACAAAAGCAAGGACUCAUUCAAGGAACUGUAUGUUCAGCAGAAGGUCCCUAAAUGGGAGCUCCUGUGAGAGUAAUUUCUGUGUAGUGAUGACUUUUUGAACAGAUAGCCACUUAAAUACUAAAUAAUAAACUUGAAAGAACCAGUGUAGAGUCUUGAGAUCUGCUUACUGUAGCUCUUUGUUUCUGAUGACCAUAUUCAUGCUUUCUGUAGCUUUCUGAUUCAUUGCAGGCACUAAGAUGGUUUUCCUCCUGUUUGGAAAAUUUUCAUAAAGUAGCUUUGUUGGUUCAGUCUCAGAAUUGAUUAACACAAGUUUUGCAGAGACUUUAAUAUUGCCUAGGCUCUGCAAAGUUUCCAUGUAGCUGUUGUGGGAUAAACCUCCAAAAUGAAGGCACUUUGGUGGAUUUACUCUUCAUGAAAAUAAGCCACGAGGAUCACUAUUGACAUCAGUAGUUGAACAAAAUCUCCAGUAUAUUCAUCACCUAAAGCCAAAACCCACUGAAGUCUCCACAGUCUGCGUUUGUGGAACAAUACAUUUACUGCUGAAAAAAAUGAGCUGUUUGCAUCACUUGCUUUGGAGGAGAAACCGCUCCUGAGGACGAGAAGACAUGAUUAAGAUAAUCUGAUGUAAAUGGCCAGCCCCAUUUUAUCAGAACCUAACUCAGCUUCUUGACUCUCCUUGACCAGCAGGAACUGCUCUGUGGACAGAUUGCUGGAGUGGUGCGUUGCAUAACGGAGAUCUCCAGUGCUCCCCCAAGUCUCAUUCGGCUGAGAAAGCUCAAGUUUGCAGUAAGGGUGGAUGGCGAGUAUCUCUGGGUGCUGGGCUGUACCAUUGAACUCCCUGAUGUCAGCUGUGGACAAUUUCUGGAUCUAUUGAUCGGACUCUUCAGAUUUUACAAUGGACCAGUGUGUCACGCUUACAUGGUGUUUUCUCGGGAGGAGCUGAGCACACAGUGGGACAGGUACAUUGAACAUAUUCAGAAAAACACCAGUGACCUGCACAAGAUCUUCAAUUCCCUUUGGAACUUGGACAAAACCAAGGUGGACCCCCUGCUGUUACUGAAAGCAGCUCUCAUCUUGCAGACCUGCCAGCGUUCACCUCAAGUGUUGGCAGGCUGCAUCCUCUACAAAGGCCAGAUUGUGAGCACGCAACUUCCACCUCCUCUCACUGCCAAGGUUCUCCUUCAAGGAACAGAAGCUGCAGAAAAGAGCGUACCUGGAGGUGGGGAGGUGCUGCAGGAACAUGAUCCCGCAUUGCCUCAGGAUGUCUGCAUCCUCCCAGUUUCCCUAACGGACGAUGAAGCCACAGCACUCCGGGACUUUCCAGUAGAGUGGAUGACUAGGUUGCCCACAUCUCCAGCAAACCCUAAAGGAUCUAAGAUCACCCUCCACUCACGGGCAUUCUUGGAUUCGGCCCGGGUUGAUGAAGUCCGAGGCCAGCAUGGCCUUGUGGUGAGAGAGCCCCCCCCACAGGCCUGGGGCGCUGCCAAAGCAAAAGAUGCUCUGAAUCCCCCAGAUGGAGCACUGAGCAGCCCAGGCAGCAAAAGCCCAGUGUUGAGUUCUGCCCCACUGAAACCAUCCCCUCUGUUGCAGAGAGAGCUGGGAGCCCUGCCCAGCAGUUCCAAACUGCCUGCUGCAGAGAGCACUCAAGACACAAGUGCGGCCCUGGGGUCCUCUGACUUUCCAAAGCCUUGUGCCCUGGGGCAGGAAGGUCGAAGCACUACGGAACCUGUAACCAGCUCUAACACUAGGGAGCGGAUGAAGUCUGAAUGCUGCAGCCUCCAGAGGCGUCACUCAGCCAGUGGCAGCCACUCCACCUGCUAUCCUUCCAAAGAGAUGAGGAGAAGCCGCUCAAGCGAACGUGACAAUCUGUCGAGUGUAGACAGUCAAGACACCAGCAGCCAAAACAGAACCUUCAAAAGAGGAGAUGGAGCAACCAGGGAUGACGCUUCCGGGCAGGAGCCUCUGCCCAGUGCUGUACAGUUGGGGCAGAAGUUCCCUGCCGAAGAUUGUGGUAGGAACCAGUUUCCUGUUGCUGAAGUCCGGGAGAGCCUAUGCAGUGGCAUUGCAGAAGGCCCAGGCUCUCCCAAGAGCAGAGAGAACGGUUUGCCUUCACAAGUAACUACUGGGGUGGACUGUCUAGCAGCAGUAGAUUGCACAGUGUCGGGCAAUCAGGCCAAGCUGGUUAAGAUGAUCUUGUAUAUUCACAGAAUUAAAGGGUUAGUGCUCUUGCUGCUGGCGGAGGAGCAGUUUAAGGAUGACCAGGGGUCCAUUGAAGAUGUGUAUCACAGCAGUCUGGCUUCUCUCAAUGGCCUGGAGGUUCACCUGAAGGAGACUUUGCCGAAAGACCAUUCCUCUGCAGCCAAAGCCACCUACAGCUUUACUCACUAUGACUGCAUUCAGAACGUACUCACAGCAAACCUGCCCCAGGUACUGGGCGCUCAGGAUCAGCACUUCCUGAGAGCUGCUAGUCUCAUCCACUCUGACUUCAACCAGCUCCCAACUGCUUCUGAAAUGACAAUCAGGAACGCCUCCACUGCCGUCUAUGCCUGCCAGAACCUGGUCCAGGAAACGUACUUCCAGCAGCUGGCCGCUCCACUGCGCAACUCAGGGGUUCCCAACCCUCAUGACAGUGCAUUCAGCUUACCAGGCAAGGCCAAACAAAAGCUGCUGAAGCAUGGGGUGAAUCUACUCUGAGCAUGGUUUGACCACCUGGAAUGGCCUGUCCAAAUCCAAGGCAGAAGAAGCUCUGUCUCUAAUAAGCUAAAAUGCCAGGACUUUUAUUCCAUGCCAGCUGCUCUUUAAAGAACCUGGGGGCACAAAGCUUUAUUUGCGUGUCGUAUCCUUGGUUGGUUAAACAGUGAGUAACCUGGAGCCGCUGAGUGCUUUGCCCUUGGGAUGGUGUUCUGUAUUGCCAGGUAACCAGCAUGCUGUGUGCUUGCUAUGGGGCCACUUUGCAUUGUCGAGGUCUAGUAUGGUAGGAAAUGUUGACUGUUACCAAAGAAUCAAGGAGGCAGAUUUCAGUGGCACAGUGCUGCUCAGGACUCACUGCUGAUGCACCUGGCGUGCCUGGACUGAAAGCGAACAAUUUGCUUGCUCUCAGUUGCACAGGGUGAUGGGUUGCUGUGCAAAACCUGCUUUGUGAGCGGUCUGUCGCUGAUUCUCGCUGUGAAAUUCCUGUGCCUACGCUCCUAGUCAGUCAGACUUCGAAUUAUUUACACCUCUGGAGCUACAGAAAUGAUCCCAUCACCAGGUAGUGCCUCACCUUGAAUUAACAGUGCUCUGCAUAUUGUCAGACUAACAGGAAUAGAAGGAGAACUAACAAUUGUCUUGCAGUAAUACGAAGCACUUAGGUUUUUAUCACAGCAAUGUCUGGGAGGUCGUCUAGUCCCUCCAUCUGUCUUCAGCAUUCCUUACUUUGGUGAGCUGCUUAACACUGGCCUUCCAAACUGCCCACCAAGAGCAGAAAACCACUGUAACCUGUUGUCUCCCCGCAGCAUCCCUGCCUUUCAUGAGUGCCAUUACGAUAUCCAUGUACAGGCCUGAACACACUGUGCUCACAGCCUGUGGUGCAGGGCCCGGGCCUGUGCUGUACCUGCACCCAGGACUUCGGUCUGUCUGCCACUCCUCCUAUGGAGACACUUCUACUGCCAAAGCUGACCUUACCUCCUUGCUUUCUUGCUACCUCCCUGAAUUCAGCUCUAUUGUAUUCGCAGAGCCCAUUAGCUGAUCACACAAAUAAGCUUUACAACUCCGCCACAGCUGCCAUCUUUGCUGAAACAAACUGAAUUUCAUUUUUGGCAACUUUAUGGAUUGCAUCAGAUUAGCAAUUAAGGCAGCGUAGACCUGAGCCAGGUGAUUGACACCUGUCAUCUCUCUGAGACCAUUUUGUGUAUUUCACAGAUUGCAGCUGCUCUGUGCAUGACCAUCUAUGUGGCAGUUGAAAUAAAGUAAAAUAAAGAGGAGUCCACAGGACUCAUCCAUUCACUACUAGUCA
Molecule: messenger RNA, 4856 nt
Organism: Chelonia mydas (Green sea turtle)
Lineage: Eukaryota; Metazoa; Chordata; Testudines; Cheloniidae
Gene: HPS4
Product: HPS4 biogenesis of lysosomal organelles complex 3 subunit 2
Exons: 12
Coding region: 1781-3556 (591 amino acids)
Biological process (GO): vesicle-mediated transport
Source: RefSeq, a predicted model, not a curated record